Messenger RNA from Impatiens glandulifera, 1005 nucleotides. Its product is annotated as triphosphate tunnel metalloenzyme 3. The coding region runs from base 231 to 836 and encodes 201 amino acids. The transcript has a single exon. Lineage: Eukaryota; Viridiplantae; Streptophyta; Magnoliopsida; Ericales; Balsaminaceae. The record is from RefSeq and is a predicted model, not a curated record.
AGAAAACCCUUGAUCUGGUUUUAGAGAGGCGAAGGCGAUGUUAAGAAGAAGGCCAAGCAAGAUCGAACUUACAAUCGAAGAGAAAAAGGAAUUUGAAUCUCACAAACGCUCCGCCGCAAUCGCCGAAUCCACCGCCGCCGCUUCUCUCCUUCAACACUUAUCAUCUCAGUCCUCUUCUAAAGACAAAUCCCAGCGAAUCGGCAUUUCUUCAUAAAACAAGAUCUCUAUCAAUGGAGAUUGAAGUCAAACUCCGUUUACCUAAUUCCGCUUCCCAUAACAAGGUUUUCUCAAUCCUAUCUCCUUUUCAUCUCCGUACUCACCGUCAGUACAACACUUUCUUUGAUGGAUCAUCGAAGGAGCUUUCUUCUCAACGGGCUAUCCUCCGUCUCCGUUUCUACGACGGAGAUUCCAAAUGUGUUGUCUGUCUCAAAGGCAAGGCUGUUAUAGUUGACGGUGUUAGUAGGGUUGAAGAGGAUGAGGAGGAAAUUGAUCCAUUGAUUGGCCGUGAAUGUGUUGAAGAUCCAUCGAAACUUGGAUCAAUUGAUUCGAGAAUCCUGAGGAGGGCGAAGGAUGAAUUUGGUGUAUCUGAUGUUGGGUUUGUUUGUUUGGGAGGUUUUCAUAACGUGAGACAAGUGUUUGAGUGGAAUGGUUUGGUAUUGGAGUUGGAUGAAACUAGUUAUGAAUUUGGGACUUGUUAUGAGAUUGAAUGUGAAAGUUUGGAACCUGAGAAGGCGAAGAAGAUGAUUGAGGAUUUACUGAAGGAGAAUGGGAUUGAUUAUUCAUAUUCAGAAGUUUCAAAGUUUGCUAUUUUUCGAUCUGGAAAGUUGCCAGUGUAAGUUUUAUAAUAUGCUUUAAUUUCAUCUUUGUUGCUUGAAUAAUAAUGUUAUGACAUUGAGGAAUCUGUACUGUUCUUAUCAAGAGCUUAGUUUCUUGAUCAAACACUUAUAUAUGUAUGCUUUAAAUAUCAAAGAAAAGCUCUCAUCUUGAUGACAAUUCAUUUCUUCA